AUGAGACGACAAAGUACAAUUACUACCACUCCAGCUAGGGGAGUAAGACCAGUCACGAAAGAUGCGUUCCCGUACUUGGAUACACGAGAGAUAACUUCAUGUUUGUUGGAGUGUGAUUUCAAUGUGUCAUUAGAGCUAAUCGCCAAACCAACCAGUGAUUUCAUAAUCAGGUUAUAUACACAUUUUCUCGAGACAUUCAUGGGUAUCGACAAUCUCUAUGAAAGAGCCAGAGAACUAGCAAUGAGGAGAUUGGAGGUUUUGAAAAAUGGAGACGACAAUGCAUCUGAUGAAGGUGCCGAGCAAAAUGGUGGGUCCAAUUUGGAGGAGAAUAGUAUCGAGCCAUCAGCCACUGAUGAGAUUCUUACAUUGUUUAGGUGUUGUCGUAAAUUCUUUCAAAAUAUUGGAGUUGAUGAUUUCACCCUUUUAGACUUGACACGACCAGAAGCAUUGAGCACCAAAAGACUUUUGAGUGCUGUUGUCAAUUAUCUACGGUUUCGAGAAAACAUCUCCUCCGAGUAUGAGGCAUUGGCUGAAGAAGCUGACUCUACAACAACUCGAAUUCAACAAUUACAGGAGGAGAAUGAGGCUCGUGUUUCACAGAUACACGAGUUGCAGAGGAGAUUAAAGUAUGAAGAUGAUGGAAAUAGUGAUGUUCCCAGACACGAGCUCCAACAUGUUUACAAUUACAACAAGAAAUUAGAGUCCAAACUUCGUCAAUUAAAGUCCACUCAAGAGAGAUUGACCAAACAACAUGACGACUACAAAACGGAAAAGAAUUCUCUUGCUACCCAGCUUUACGAUAUCGGUUUCCUCUGUGAUGAGACAUCUGGCGAAAUUGAAAACUUGAAAAGUUUCAAAGAAAAAGAUAUUGGCCAAUUGACCACCAUUGUUAAUGAUUUAGACAAGGAAGCAGAAGGGUUAAUCAGAACUUUUAUAACCUUUGAAAAACAAUAUCAAAACUUGGGCAAAACUCUUGAUUCAAUACAAGUAAACGAAUUGAGUAUCAAUAAUCUAAUCAGAGUGGCUGAGGACAUCUCGAGGCUGUUGACUAAAGACGAAAGCGACGUUUAUAAUAUACGCCAACAAAAUGAUAAAUUGCAGGACAUCACUCGAGAUUCCAAUGACUUGGCAAAACAAAUUCAAACAAGAUCCGAACAAUUGGCCAAAUACGAAAAAAAAUAUCGUGAUUUGGAAGAGCUGUAUACUAAAAAGUAUGAAAGUUUGAGCAAGAGGUUGAAAGAGACAAAUGAGGCAUUGGAUGACGUGAUGCGACAAAAUGCAGAACGCAAUGAAGAGAAUAAACGAACGCAUAAAUUGAUUUCUAAGAUCAAACAAGAAACCGAUGAUAUAAUAAGCAAUUUUGAAAAAGAUUUUAAGUCAAAAGAAGCGCAAUUGGCGCAGUUAAAGUAUAUUUUGACGUCCUAUAUGGAAAGUUUGACAAAGAAGUUUUCUAUAGAUUCAGGGAGCUAA
This is a messenger RNA of Lodderomyces parapsilosis, 1470 nucleotides long. It is a transcript of the gene NUF2, whose product is annotated as kinetochore-associated Ndc80 complex subunit. Gene Ontology annotation, cellular component: kinetochore; Ndc80 complex. The coding region runs from base 1 to 1470 and encodes 489 amino acids. Gene Ontology annotation, biological process: meiotic chromosome segregation; attachment of mitotic spindle microtubules to kinetochore; kinetochore organization. Gene Ontology annotation, molecular function: protein-containing complex binding. The record is from RefSeq and is a predicted model, not a curated record. The transcript has a single exon. NCBI's taxonomy places the organism in Eukaryota, Fungi, Ascomycota, Pichiomycetes, Serinales, Debaryomycetaceae.